CUAAAAUUUAUCUCAUUUUGUAACCUAAAGACAUGCACUGACAUUUUAUAUUAGGGUGAUGAUUUACAUUGACCAAAAGUGUCAGUGCAAAUUUAUUUUAAUUAAACUAACAUUUUUUGUGCAGGUUAAAACAUUAUAUCGGUGCAUUUCUUUAAUUUACAAAUUUGUCAAUAAAAGUGUACCUCAUCGGCCACUCAUCGUCUGUGAAUCCUCGAUUGAUUCCAAUGUCCAGAAAUUGAGAUAUCGGCCAUGUUCUCUCAGUUCGGAGCGACGGCGGACUCCCUGAGUAAAGCCUCAACACUGGCGUUCCGGAUCGGCACGGAUGCUCACCUCUACGACGAUCCCGACGACGUCAAUAUUGCCACGCUCCUCGACAGCAAGUUCGACUCCGAGAAAUGCGAAGCUCUCAAGCGUUUGCUUGCGCUCAUCGCCCAAGGUUUCGAGGUCUCCAAUUUCUUCCCCCAGGUGGUGAAAAAUGUGGCAUCGAAAUCACUGGAAGUCAAGAAGCUGGCUUACUUGUAUCUACUGCAUUAUGCUGAGAAGCGUCCAAAUGAGGCAUUGCUAUCAAUAAAUUGUUUCCAGAAGGAUUUGGGGGAUCCAAACCCAUUGGUCAGGGCUUGGGCACUUCGUACCAUGGCAGGGAUCCGUCUACAUGUGAUUGCAGCAAUUGUUUUGGUGGCAAUAAGGAAGUGUGCCAGAGAUCCAUCUGUAUAUGUUAGAAAAUGUGCUGCAAAUGCCCUCCCAAAGUUGCAUGAUUUGCGGUUAGAAGGAAAUAACGACGCAAUUGAAGAGAUUGUGGGGAUACUACUGAAUGAUAAUUCUCCUGCAGUAGUUGGAGCAGCUGCAGCUGCUUUCGCUUCUGUUUGUCCAAACAAUCUCUUUCUGAUUGGGAGAAACUUCAGAAAAUUAUGUGAAACACUUCCCGAUGUGGAAGAAUGGGGCCAAAUUGUUUUGAUAGGAAUCAUUUUACGAUAUGUGAUUGCUCGCCAUGGGCUCGUUAAAGAAUCCAUGAUGAUGUCUUUUUGUUCUUCUAAGGACUAUAAUUCUGAAAAUGGUAGACCAGAUUCCUCUUUUACAUUGAAAGACAGCACUGAUGGUUCUGUAAACAGCAUGGUUUGUGAGUCUGAGAUGGCAAAUGUAGUUAUGAGGAGUUAUUUUGAAGGCCCAGACAAAUAUUUAUCUAGAUCAAGUUUAGAGAAGGCUUCCUCUGAUUGGGAUCCAACCUGUUUCACAUCUGCCAUAGAAAAUGAGGAUGUAAAGAUCCUGAUGAAAUGUACUUCACCUCUGUUGUGGAGUAGAAAUAGCGCUGUAGUACUUGCUGCAGCUGGGGUACACUGGAUCAUGGCACCAAAAGGGGAGCUUAGAAGAAUUGUAAAACCUUUGUUGUUUCUCCUGAGAUCAUCUAAUGCCUCUAGAUAUGUGGUACUCCGGAACAUUCAAGUGUUUGCUAAAGUUUUGCCAUCUCUCUUUGCAUCACAUUUUGAAGAUUUUUUUAUAAGUUCUACCGAUUCCUAUCAAAUAAAGUCUCUGAAACUUGAGAUACUAUCUCUGAUUGCUACAGAAUCAUCAAUUUCCUCAAUAUUUCAAGAGUUCCAGGUAUUCUCUUUCUCACUAUAGGCUUCUUCUUGGGAGUUGAAGAGGUGUUUCACCAUAUUGUUUUUAUUUGUUGUGCAUAUCUUAGUCCUAUGGUAAAGAUCAAAGUUCAGAUUUUUGUGAUGCAAUAUUAAGGGUAUAUUGUUUGUAGCAUUAUCUUCUUGGAGAUGAUUUUGUGAAAUCAAUACGUAUGGUUUAUGCAUUUUUAGGAUUAUGUUAGCGAUCCAGACAGAAGAUUUGCUGCAGACUCUGUUGCUGCAGUUGGUCUAUGUGCCCAACGACUUCCAAAUAUGGCCAACACAUGUUUGGAGGGGCUAUUGACAUUGAUUUCAUCAGAAAUAUCAAAUCUUAACCUAGAAUCUAUGGAAGGAGAAGAACUCAUUUUGAUUGAAGCUAUAAUUUCUGUCAAGACUAUCAUAAAAAACAAUCCGUCUUCUCACGAGAAGGUAUUUUCUUUUGAAAUCUAUGCUGCUGCACAUUAUGGAUUUCACAUUCAUUAUGUACUUAAAAUUAAUGAGCAUUUCAGAAGCCAAAUUAUUAUGUCUUGGGUGAUGAAUGAUGAUACUUUUGGCACACCUCCAUGAAUCAUUUAUUCUGACACCUAUGAGGAGCAAAAAAAGACAUUUUCCGGGGGUUUAUCUUGCUCUUUGGCACUAUGGAAAUGUCAGUUCUUAAAGUGAAAAUGGGCGAACUUAUGAAUGACUUUAAACUAAAACACUAUUAGUGAUUGAGGAGACAUUUAUUGUUAUGAUUAUUAUGAAUGAAGAUAUUAUUAAAAAAGAUUUUCUGUUAAUGGUUUGGGAAUUAACACAUUUAAUACCUAAAUCUUCUUAAAUAUUCUGUCAAGCUCAAUAGAUGAAGGUUUUGAAUGCAUGCACACAAAAAGUGGAAGACGAUAUUAAAAAAGUUGGAAGGUCAGAAUGCACAUUAGCACAUAUAUGAGAAUAUUUGCAUAUCCUCCGUGUUAACUUGUACAUUUUGUAAAAGGUAAUUGCUCACUUGGUUAGAAUUUUGGAUUCCAUUCGGGUGCCAAAAGCACGGGCAUUGAUCAUAUGGAUGUUUGGAGAGUAUAACAAUAUUGGGAAUAUCAUCCCAAAGAUUAUACCCACAGUUCUCAACUAUCUUGCUUGGUGCUUUACUUCAGAAGCUCAUCAAACAAAGAUGCAGAUUCUUAAUGCUUGUGUCAAGGUAGGUCAGCGUGAAUUGCUUUUGUUUCUGUCG
Messenger RNA from Cuscuta campestris, 2814 nucleotides. NCBI's taxonomy places the organism in Eukaryota, Viridiplantae, Streptophyta, Magnoliopsida, Solanales, Convolvulaceae. The record is from the annotation of a GenBank genome assembly.